AUGUUCACCUUGAGUUUAUUCUUCUUGCUCCUGAACAUUCCACUUCUUAUGACUUGUCUCAUUUAUCCCAGAUGCUUUUGGAGUAUGAGGCAGGAUGAAUAUGAGAAUAGAAGCCUGGAAAGAGGUUGUGCCUUCUUUAUUCGUGCUGUAAAAUGGCCUGUGGAAAAAGAGUAUUUCAGUAAUGCUUUGAAUAUACAAACACAUACUGAAAACCAAAAGUAUGCUCUGGCCUUGGCUUUUUCCAUGAAUGAAAUCAACCUGAAUCCUAAUCUUUUACCAAAUAUGUCUCUAGUAUUUACAUAUUCAACAGAUGCUUGUGAUUGGGAAGCCAUAUUCAAAAGUGUUAUUCAUUUGGAUUUACAAGAACAUAAAAUUCUCCCUAAUUAUAUCUGUACCGAAGACAUCAAGUGUGGAGUGGCACUUACAGGAUUUAAUUGGGCAACAACUGUGACAAUUCAUAUACUCCUAAACAAUUUCAUAUUUCAGAAGUUCAUUCAUCUUACUUAUGGAUCCUUUUAUCCUGUCCUGAGUGAUCAUGAAAAAUUUCCAUAUCUAUAUCAGAUGGCCUCUGAGGAUACAUCACUAGCCCUUGCUCUGGUCUCCUUCAUAAUUCAUUUCAGUUGGAAUUGGGUAGGUUUAGCCAUCUCGGACAAUGAUAAAGGUACCCAAUUUCUCUCCUAUUUGAGAAGAGAGAUGGAAAAAAAUACAGUCUGCUUUGCUUUUGUCAACAUGAUUCCAGUCAACAUGCGUUUAUUCAUGUCAAGAGCUGAAGUGUAUUACAACCAAAUCAUGACAUCUUCCACAAAUGUUGUUAUCAUGUAUGGUGACAAAGACAGUACUUUAGCAGUGAGCUUUAGAAUGUGGGUAUCUCUAGGUAUACAGAGAAUAUGGAUCACCACUGCACAGUGGGAUGUCACUCCUAGAAUGAAAGAUUUAACAUUUGAUAACUUAUGUGGGACUUUUGCUUUUGGACAACACCAUGGUGAAAUUUAUGGUUUAAAAAAUUAUGCCCAGACAUUGAACCCUUUCAUAUACUCAGAUGAAUAUUUGUUAAAGCUGGAAUGGAUGUAUUUUAACUGUAAUGUCACAGCAUCUAAAUGGAAGCCAUUCAAGAACUGCUCAUCUAAUCACUCACUGGAAUGGCUAAUGACACAUACUUUUGACAUGGCCUUUAUUGAAGGGAGUUAUGACAUAUACAAUGCUGUGUAUGCUUUUGCCCAUGCACUCCAUCAAGUGACUUUUCAAAAGGGUGAUAAUCUUCCCACUGACAAUAGGAAAGAACAAGAUUAUGACUGCAAAAAGCUGUGUUCCUUUCUGAGAAAGACCCACUUCACUAAUCCUGCUGGGGACAGAGUGAAUAUGAACCAAAUAGAAAAACUGCAGGAAGAGUAUGACAUUUUCUACAUUUGGAAUUUUCCACAGGGCAUUGGUCUUAAACUGAAAAUAGGAAUAUUCAGUCCAUAUUUUCAAACUGGUCAACAUCUACAUUUGUCUGAAGAUAUAAUAGAGUGGGCAAAAGAAGGUUCACAGAUGCUGACCUCUGUGUGCAGUGCUGAUUGUGGUCCUGGAUUUAGAAAAUUCAGGAAGAAUGGAAUGCCAGCUUGCUGUUUUGAUUGUAGUCCCUGCCCAGAAAACAAAAUCUCUAAUGAGACAAAUGUGGAGAUGUGUAUCUUGUGCCCAGAGGACCAAUAUGCUAACACAGAGCAGAAUCACUGCAUUCAAAAACCUCUUAUCUUUCUUACUUAUGAAGAACCCUUGGGGAUCACAAUUUCUUUAAUGGCCUUGUGCUUCUCCGCACUCACAGCUGUGAUUCUUGGGGUCUUCGUGAAACACCACAGUACUCCCAUUGUUAAGGCUAGUAAUCACAUUCUCACCUAUAUCUUGCUGAUCUCACUCAUCUUUUGUUUCCUUUGCCCGUUGCUCUUCAUCGGCCAUCCAAACUCGGCCACAUGCAUCCUACAGCAAAUCACAUUUGGAGUUGUAUUCACAGUGGCUAUUUCCACAGUGUUAGCCAAAACAAUUACUGUCAUUCUGGCAUUCAAAGUCACAGCCCCUCAAAGAAUGAUGAAGUACUUUCUUGUUCAAAGGGCAUCUAACUACAUCAUUCCCAUGUGUACUCUCAUCCAAGUUAUUGUAUGUGCAGUCUGGCUAGGAGCUUCUCCUCCUUUUGUUGAUAUUGAUACACAAUCUGAACAUGGUCACAUCAUCAUUGUUUGCAACAAGGGUUCAGUCACUGCCUUUUACUGUGUCCUGGGAUACCUGGCCUGCUUGUCCUUUGCAAGUUUCUUUCUGGCUUUCUUUUCCAGAAACCUGCCUGGUAACUUCAAUGAAGCCAAGUCCAUGACAUUCAGCAUGCUGUUGUUCUGCAGUGUAUGGAUCACUUUCCUUCCUGUUUACCAUGGCACCAAAGGCAAAGUCAUGGUGGCUGUGGAGAUCUUUUCCACAUUGGCUUCCAGUGCAGGGAUGCUUGGUUGCAUCUUCAUUCCCAAAUGUUAUACAAUACUGUUUAGACCAGACAAAAAUUCUCUUCAAAUGAUCAGGGAGAAAUUGUCUUCCCAUACUCACAUUUCAUGA
Messenger RNA from Rattus norvegicus (Norway rat), 2574 nucleotides. RefSeq names its product vomeronasal 2 receptor, 15 (gene Vom2r15). Gene Ontology annotation, molecular function: G protein-coupled receptor activity. Gene Ontology annotation, cellular component: plasma membrane; membrane. The transcript has 6 exons. Bases 1 to 2574 code for a protein of 857 amino acids. The record is from RefSeq and is marked provisional. NCBI's taxonomy places the organism in Eukaryota, Metazoa, Chordata, Mammalia, Rodentia, Muridae. Gene Ontology annotation, biological process: G protein-coupled receptor signaling pathway.